CUAAGUUUUAACCUCUUGCAAAAGACAAAUGUCAAAAUCCAAUUUUGACAACUUUGAGAAUGUUACAAACUACAAAGCUUGAGAAACAGAGAAAUUCUUCCUACCAUUUGGGAAGGGAUUUUUUUCACCUUCUACUUGUCACUUCCCCUGAAUCAAAAAACGAAAGUUCAAAAAGAGUCUGGAGGACUGAAAAUGGCCACUACUAUGUUUCCAUCACCCAAAUCGCCAUUGUUACAGCCCCUUUUGCCUUCUUCCUCUACUCACAGCUCCACCGCCUCCUUAAUGAUUAUCAGAACAAUCCCAAUAGCUUAUAACCUUAGAAGAACCCAUCACCUCAAUACACCGUUUGCAUCCUUCAGAAACAGUAGCAUCCCACCAGAAUCCUCAGAGACAGGGGAAUGCCCAGUUCCUCAGGAGCAGCAACCCAUCAAUGAAUUCAAGUCCCUUUCCACUUCCUUCCCAUUUUCGUGGGCCUCAGCUGACCUCGUCGAGUACUGUUCACGCCUCUUUGUUACUGGUGCUGGAUUUUCACUGCUUGUGGGGGUUCCUGUUUCUUGGUUCGGGACAAUCGGACCCGAAUCCGACCCUAUCAAGGUGGUCACCGCCGGGGUUUCAAGUGGAAUCUUGGUGGCGACUCUUCUGGUGGUGAGGAUGUACUUGGGUUGGGCUUAUGUGGGCAACAGGUUACUCAGUGCCACUGUUGAAUAUGAAGAGACAGGGUGGUAUGAUGGGCAGAUGUGGGUGAAGACUGCAGAAGUUUUGGCUCGCGAUCGACUGUUGGGUUCAUUUUCCGUAAAGCCUGUGCUCAAUAGAUUAAAGAACACCCUGGUGACACUAGCCAUAUCGUUAGUCAUAUGCGUACUCGUAUUCUUGAACGCGGAAACCAGCCACAAGGAUGCUGCAUACAUGACUUCCGAGGAAUCCGGUGGUAGAGCUGUGCCUGGAGCUUACAAUGAUGAGUCAGCUAGAACUUUUGAGCCCGAUGCAUUCUGUGGCGAGCCGGCCAUUAUCUGAUGGUGAUAAGAUCCUGUUAGUACAUAUACAUGUAUAUAUAUUCAUUAUGUCUCCAUUGCAGAUCUUUACAGUGUUGUUGUAAUGGGAAUUAGGGAGCCCUUUUAAUCUCUCUAGAUCAUUUUCCUUUUUUUUUUUUUUGUUUUUUCCGUGAAUAACAGAAGUGAUACAGGAACUUUGUAGUUGUAUAUGGAAACUGCUCUAUUAGACAAGUAAAACUUUUCUAUAUAUAACAUGAACAACUCUCUGAUCUGUAUGACAGGUAAUUUAUUUCGAUCUUUAAAAUUUGUAACAAAAUAUAAGGAAAAAGAAACAAAGAGAAUGAAGGAAUAUGUUUUUCCUUUUUAAAUCUCCCUACUAUUCAUUUUAAUGGAAAAUUUGAACUAUCACUACACAGAAGUCAUCCUUGUUAUGCAGCAUCACUUUUUCUUUUUUUUUCCUGAAAUCUUUUAGGCUAUCCAUGACUUAAUGCUUCUGUCCAAUGCUUUCUUUCCAAUUGUCUCUGGCCAUCAUCAGUCCAUCAUCGAUUUUUAAUCAAAGUUUCAAUUUUUAUUUGAGAAAUAAGACUAACUUAUUCCUAGUUGUAUUAAACAUGUGCCAAUUUGCACACAAUAAUGGUAGAAAAGGACAUUGGGAUAAGAACUU
Molecule: messenger RNA, 1656 nt
Organism: Oldenlandia corymbosa var. corymbosa
Lineage: Eukaryota; Viridiplantae; Streptophyta; Magnoliopsida; Gentianales; Rubiaceae
Source: the annotation of a GenBank genome assembly